Camponotus floridanus (Florida carpenter ant) is the source of this 2406-nucleotide messenger RNA. It is a transcript of the gene dan, whose product is annotated as protein distal antenna. Gene Ontology annotation, molecular function: DNA binding. The coding region runs from base 922 to 2259 and encodes 445 amino acids. The record is from RefSeq and is a predicted model, not a curated record. The transcript has a single exon. NCBI's taxonomy places the organism in Eukaryota, Metazoa, Arthropoda, Insecta, Hymenoptera, Formicidae.
UGCGCAUCGCCAUUGGUGGGGAACUUUCCUAGAGAGUCCGUUGGUGCGGACUCGUCCGUCGCAUCAGUCGCGUUCGGCCGCCUGCCGCGAGACGUGAAGUAUAAAUGAGUGCAGCUCGGGAGUUGCUCCAUCAUUCUGAGUCUUGUGCGAGUGACUGUCGUCUAAUAAAGUGCAGCUUCUGGUGUGCACGAGUGCGUCUAUCACGUUCUUCAUUCGAUUCGAGUCAUUCGUCGCUUAGGCUUCGACUAUCACCCCAGCCGUUCUACUAUUCCUCGUGGUACAAGCAAUAAUAUCGUUUCCCGCGCGCAGUGCGGAUUGGCUGGUAGCAGUAACUGUGAGGAGUGAGAGGAACAUCGAGGUAAAUCAACGCGCACAGUUUUAUUCGUGCUAGCGCCGUCAAGCAGAGAGGAUCAGAGGUGAGUGGAAGAGCAACAACGGUAGCGGUAGCCUUGCUAUAACGGAGGGCAGCAGUGUGAACACGCGGUGGAGAGGGAACAGAAGGAGCGAGAGAGAAGAGGUGGUUGUAGUCACCCGCCCGACCGACCGACCGACCGAGUUGUUUCAUUCAUAAAAAAGUUCUUUAUUACUCUCUGUGAGCGCAUGUGCUAUUCCACCACGGAGGAGGACCGAGUACUACUACUCCCCCGACCGGCUGUAGCGGCGUAACCACGUUUACACACGGCAUUAUUUACUACUGCGCGAGAUACGAAUCGGCGCCACACGCUGCACCGACAGCGUGGAGUACGGAUCGUUCUCUCUUUCUGCGUAAACGUAAACUAUCGUCGCAUAUCCUUUCGAGACGAGAUUCAUCUAUCGUCCUGAAGAUCUACGAUUUUGAAAUUGAUCAAAAUCGUCGGGGAGGAAGAGCAAUUUCGAGGGAGAUUCAGCGGUGCGAUUUGUGAUUCAUUGUCGGUGUCAUUCAUGGCUGCAGCGAUGCCACGCAACGAAACACCGCAGAGGACCGCCGGAAAGCGUCCAUUGCGAGCCUUAACCCCUCAGGAAAAACUGGACGCGAUUAAACGGGUGCACGAGGGGGAAUCUAAAGCGUCCGUGGCGCGAGACAUCGGGGUUCCCGAAUCCACUUUAAGAGGGUGGUGCAAAGCUGAGCACAAAAUUGUCAGCCAGGUCAACACCAUGAAGAACUCGGCUCAUUACGAGAGGCUAUCAUCACCCUCGGAGAGCGAUAGGAGCACGCCGGGAUCUUCGUCACGUCCCCCCUCUGCGAACUUGACUUCGGCGCCAUCAACAUCGAAAGAAUCGUCCGAAGAAGCGGAACCACCUGCCAAGCGAAUGAAGGUGGACACUACAGAUAUUCCGUCCACCUCGACAAGCGGGAUAUACUUCGAUACGACAGCGAAUCAACAUUUGUUUACGUCGUAUCUGUACGCCCUGAUACACUCACAGCCCGCUUUAAAAAAUGUUCUUUUGGAGCAACAGGCUCUGAUGAACAACAAAAGUUUGCUGUCCUCGAUAUCGCAUACCGCAAGUCUAGGUCUAGAUAGCGGAUUUUCUACAUCUGGAUAUUCGACCAACAAUGCGAUGUCACUGGCUACCAUGAUGGGCAAUUCGAUGCUUCCUCAGAGGGACCUAAAUGGAAAAAGAACGAGACAUCGCGCAUCAAAUGUGCCCUCAUUAGGGAGCUAUACCAGGACUGCUCCGAAAAGACAGAGCCUAUCUCCGAUCGAACGAGAAAAUAGUCUGUCAUUGAGUGUACCGUCAACUUCAUCCGGUAUUGUCAAUGGCAUCCACACGAUCGCAACACCAGCUAUGUCUAAGCCAGAUGGCAAGCACAUCAAUGACAUAGCUCAACAAUUGUUAAAACAAAAAGAAGAACAGCAACAACAACAACCACACUUACAGUCGCAACCACCACCACAAACACAACCAAACAACCUCUCGAGGAAUUCGGAGACUAUACUUUCCUCGUACUUCAACAACCGUCUUCAACCUAUGCGCAAUAUUCUGGAUGGACAACCUGUGCCGGGCAAUUCAGUGAACAACAAUAACAACAAUAUCCAUAAAAAUAAUAAUGACUCGACAAACUUUAAUCACCGCAAAUCAAAUUUUAUGGAUUACCUUCCGCCAGGGAUUCAUGAAGCGGCCGAUCAUGGGGCGAAAUUUGUUACAUGGUUGCGAAAACAUGGAUCCGUUUUUACAUUUCAACAGGUAAAACCAGUAGAAUCAAUUGUUGAACAAAUUGUUGCGUGGGCAAAACCCAAAGAAAUCAAAACGAACAACAAAUCAAAUUCUAUGAGCUAGCUAAAGCAACGUAGAAAAAGAUUUGUAAAAUAAAAUAGCCGGGUAAAAAUCUAACAGUUAAAUAAAUUUUCCGUACCAUAAUCUUCAAUAGCUGUAAAUCAACUUAUAACUCCAUAGUCCAUCAUUUCACUUCACCGAAAAUGUAUA